Pungitius pungitius (ninespine stickleback) is the source of this 3067-nucleotide messenger RNA. Its product is annotated as deoxynucleoside triphosphate triphosphohydrolase SAMHD1-like. The record is from RefSeq and is a predicted model, not a curated record. Lineage: Eukaryota; Metazoa; Chordata; Actinopteri; Perciformes; Gasterosteidae. The transcript has 14 exons. Gene Ontology annotation, molecular function: dGTPase activity. Gene Ontology annotation, biological process: dGTP catabolic process; defense response to virus; regulation of innate immune response. Gene Ontology annotation, cellular component: nucleus. Bases 133 to 1674 code for a protein of 513 amino acids.
CAAAAUACCGAAAGUAAGUUGUUUUUCUUGCCGCGGUGCCGAUCAGCUGUUGGGUUUCAACGUCGCUGUGAUUCAGCUCGUCUCUCACAACGCGGGAUUUACCAAACCUUCUGCCCGGUUCCCUGAUCCAUCAUGGCCACCAAGAGCAAGGUGUUCAACGAUCCCAUCCACGGCCACAUGGAGAUGGACCCUCUGCUCGUCAGAAUCAUCGACACGCCUCAGUUCCAGAGGCUCCGUCACAUCAAGCAGCUCGGGGGGACCUACUUUGUUUUCCCCGGAGCGUCCCACAACCGCUUCGAGCACUCCCUCGGGGUGGCGCAUCUGGCUGGAAAACUGGUCCGAGCUCUGCAUCAGAGGCAGCUGGAGCUCAAGAUCACCCCCGAAGACAUCACCCCCAGAGACAUCACCCCCAGAGACAUCCUCUGCGUGCAGAUCGCCGGGCUCUGCCACGACCUCGGACACGGGCCUUUCUCCCACAUGUUUGAUGGAAUGUUCAUCCCUAAAGCACGUCCAGGUUACAAGUGGAAGCAUGAGAAGGCCUCCGUGGACAUGUUUGACCACCUGGUGGAAGUCAACAAACUGGAGGCUGAGAUGAAGAAGGAGCACGGCCUGGAGCUGCCCGACGGCCUGGAGCUGCCCGACGACCUGUACUUCAUCAAGGAACUGAUCGCUGGGCAGAAGGACCCGAAUCAGCCAAAGGACUUGAAGGAUCCGGAUGAGUGGAAGCGCCGCCAUGAAGACAAGUCCUUCCUCUAUGAGAUCGUGUCCAACAAAAGAAACGGCAUCGAUGUGGACAAGUGGGACUACUUUGCCAGGGACUGCUACCACCUGGGCAUCAAGAACAACUUUGACUAUAGCCGCUGCCUCAUGUUCGCCAGAGUGUGUAAGGUAGACCGGGAGGAGCAGAUCUGCUUCAGAGACAAGGAAGUGGGAAAUCUGUAUGACAUGUUCCACACAAGGAACUGUCUCCACCGGAGAGCCUACCAGCACAGAGUGGCCAACAUCGUGGAGACUAUGAUCACGGAGGCCUUUUUGAAAGCAGACAAGUUCAUCCGGUUCGAAGGCUCUAAAGGAAAGAUGUCUCUCUCCGCUACCAUCGACGACAUGGAGGCCUACACCAAGGUGACAGAUGACGUCUUUAAUCAAAUACUCAACUCAUCCUCCGAAGAGCUGAAAGAGUCAAGGAACAUUCUUCAAGCCGUUGUGGGUCGACGCCUCUACGCAUGUCUCGGCCAGGCUCCGCUGAAGCCAGGCGUGAACCUCGAAGAGAUGGAAGCGAGCUGUAAAGCCGCUCUGGCUCGACAGGUCCCUCCGGUUCUGGAUAGUGAGGACUUCUUUGUUGAUGUCAUCAAAUUUGACUAUGGGAUGAAGGAGAAGAACCCCAUCGACAGCGUGCGCUUUUACAGCAAGGACGACCCGAGCAAAGCCGUCCAGAUCCCCAAGAACCAGGUGUCUGGCUUUCUCCCGGAGAAGUUCAGCGAGCAGCUGGUCAGAGUUUACUGCAAGAAGGAUGACAGCAAGAGUCUGGAGGCGGCAAAGAACAACUUUGACCAGUGGCGCUCCAACAAGCAAUUCCUGCUUCAGGACGAAGACAUAAAAGCCCCCGAUGGGACUCCUGAAGACCAACAGGACGACAUGAAGGAAGUAAACCCAGUUGGUUCUAAUGUAGAGUAGGAAGCCAGCUUUUUAAAAGAUAAGAAAUACAAAUAGAGCACAGAACCCUCCGACACACAAACAUAAUAUAUAUGAUGAAUAUCUUUCUACGAGGUGUUGGUGAUCACAGCAAGGAUUAUAAUAUCUUUGCACCAAAAAAAAGGAUGCGGUAUUCAGGGGGCAUUUAAACUCUUUAUUAUAACACUUAGUUUUAUCCUUUUUAAUGUGGGUUUUAUUUGAGAGUGUGUGUAAUAGAUCCUGCUCCCUUUCUUUCUGCUCUAAGAGGCUUCUGUCAAAACUUUUAAAACAUAUAUUAUUAUUAUUACAUUAUACUUAUAUAUUUAGAUGACGAUUGUUUGGAGCGACGCUCUGCAAAAUCUACCUUUAACAUUAUCAAGGUCUUAAUUGUUUUCUGACGACAUUUGAGAGGGAUCAGAUUAACAUGUGAGGAGCAGGCUAUAAAAAGAAAAGUAACUUCCUGUUGCCACCAGGUGGCGUGAUGACUGAGGUUAUGAAUGGUCAUAUGGAUGUCUACAAGGUAACGAGGUCAUGACGAAGGAGAAAUAUGGAGCACAUUAGAUAAAGUACGGUCUAGUUAAAACAACUUUCAUUUUCAUGGCAAAUGGUGUUUUUUUGCUGAUGCUCUGCGCUCAAAUAGUUCAAUAUUUUUCAAGCUUUAUGCAAUUUUUAAAGACAAAGGUUUCAGGAUCACACUGCCCAAAUUGAAAAAGAAUCAGGUUUAAUCUCUAGGAGGAGUUUGGUCUUUCACAACUAAAAAAAUAGGCUAAAAAUGCAGAUAUUCAGCGAUUAACUGCAGCGUCCCCCAGUCUUCAAAUAUGAUUAAACAUUAGGGUAGGUUUGGGGGUGGAAUAUGUACAUAUGCAACUAAUGUGAUGAGAGCAGACAGUCAUUUGGGAUACAUGCGUCUUGCCAGAUUAAGCCACACUUCUUGGAAGUUUGUUGGUCCAAAUUUUCUAAAAACAAUGAGAUCAACAAGCAACAAACAAGGUACCAGGUGAUAUUGAACCAAUUGGUCCACAGAUUAUUCAGUGAGAAUCGGACACAGCGUUUAGGAGAAAUGGGCAAGAAUGUGUUUUUGACAAAUAAUAAUUAAUAAUUGGGCAGCCAAAUGUUUCUGUGAACAGAUUUUGACGUGUGUGGAUUUAUUUUUCAGAUCUGUGUGACGUUGUUUAUUGUGAGUGUCUCAACUUUAAGAUAUGAGCAUUAUUUCUGAUAUUUUUCACUUAUCUUUUCCAUUUUACCAAAAUGUAAUCUCAUGGACAUUUUCUGACGGCUUAUUUUAUAUUUUGCCGAUUAUGUAAAAAAAAAAACAAUAGCAAUAUCUAUGUGUGUAAAGGGAUACUUAAGAGAUGCUGUGUGUAGUGCUUCAAACAAAUAAAACGGGUUCCUCUCA